Penicillium atrosanguineum is the source of this 429-nucleotide messenger RNA. RefSeq lists its product as uncharacterized. NCBI's taxonomy places the organism in Eukaryota, Fungi, Ascomycota, Eurotiomycetes, Eurotiales, Aspergillaceae. The transcript has a single exon. The record is from RefSeq and is a predicted model, not a curated record. The coding region runs from base 1 to 429 and encodes 142 amino acids.
AUGCUGGACAUGGGUGAAAUCGACCAAUUCUUCCAACUCUUAGGUACCGCACUCCGAGGCCAAGAGUUCGACGAAACCAUUGUUGAAGUCAACACGCGCAACAGGCUGGAUAUAUUUCCUCUUUUGAGUCUAGAUGUGCCCAAAUGCGAUAUCUCCCACCUGCGUUGCGCCACGUCUCUAGGGAAGCCUGCGCGUCCAACUCCCCAGCCAGAUCCUCUACCAGCUUUUCACCAUUUCCGAUUCACUGCCACGCAACUUUCACAGCUCACGGACCUCGCUGAGACACCAUCAGUCGAUGAUGCUCUAAGUGCAUUUAUCUGGAAACGACUUAGUGCGGUUCAAAUGAAGCUGGGCCAGAAACCAGAUACUAUCACUGGCUUCCCUCGCACACUCGACUGCAGACGUGCACUUGAAGCACCCAUUGAGUAA